Huiozyma naganishii CBS 8797 is the source of this 1701-nucleotide messenger RNA. It is a transcript of the gene RRP9, whose product is annotated as ribosomal RNA-processing protein RRP9. Bases 1 to 1701 code for a protein of 566 amino acids. Gene Ontology annotation, molecular function: snoRNA binding; protein binding. The record is from RefSeq and is a predicted model, not a curated record. NCBI's taxonomy places the organism in Eukaryota, Fungi, Ascomycota, Saccharomycetes, Saccharomycetales, Saccharomycetaceae. The transcript has a single exon. Gene Ontology annotation, cellular component: small-subunit processome.
AUGCCUAAAAGAUCGAGAGAGGGAAGCUCCCGACCAGCUCAUGACAAGGAUGAAGAAAUCACAGAUCCAUCAUCUAAUGAAGAGAGCGGUAACGAGGGGGAAAACUCCAUUAUAGAUCAUGAAGAAGAGGUUGAAUCCGAUGAAGAGUUUGAAGGUGAGAAUUCUGCUGAUAAAAGAAGGCGGCUGGCUAGACAAUAUCUAGACAAUCUUAAAACGGAUGCCAAAAGUAUUGCUACCGGUCUCUCUGAUUCUGCAGCGCUCGAGAAAGAACAACGUGAACUAGACGAUUACAACAAUUUUGAUGCGGCAGAUUUAGACAAGGAUAUCAUUGCAACAAGGCUUAAGCAAGACGUCGCCGAACAGCAAGGUCGUAUUUAUCGGUUGAUUGGUGAUAAAUUACUUGUAACCGAAGCUAACGUUACAUUUACUAGAGUCGGAGAAAAGUGUUUAACCGGUCUGAGCUGUUAUCAACCUGAUGUGAAUAAAUUCCAUGCUGAGGAGGGGUUCGGGAGAGCAAAAAACAGAGGUAAAAUAUUCGCGUAUACGGUGAGUGGAGACUUGCAAUUAACUAAAUACGAUGUGACUGACUUUUCCAAAAGACCGAAAAAGAUGAAGCAUGUUAGAGGUGGAUCCAAGUACACUCCAAAAUCUACUCAUGAGUUUGAAAAUACCACCGAAGGGCACUACAAAGAAAUAUUAACAGUUGCAGCCUCACCGGAUGGAAAGUAUGUUGUGACAGGCGGUAGAGACCGGAAGCUGAUUGUGUGGAGCACUGAAUCGUUGGCUCCUGUCAAAGUCAUCCCCACAAAAGAUCGUAGAGGUGAAAUUCUCUCUCUGGCAUUUAGAAACAACUCGGAUCAGUUGUAUGCAUCUUGUGCUGAUUACAAGAUCAGAACAUACUCGAUAAAUCAGUUUGCUCAAUUGGAAAUUCUUUAUGGUCAUUACGAUUCUGUUGUAGAUAUUUCUGCACUGGCCAUGGAAAGAUGUGUCAGUGUAGGGGCUCGUGACAAAACGGCCAUGUUAUGGAAGAUUCCAGAUGAAACUAGACUUACUUUCAGAGGUGGUGAUAAUCCCGAGAAACUACUAAAGAAAUGGAUGAAAACCAAUGCAGUAGAAAAGGAAGAUGGUGAGAUUGAAUACCCAGAUGAAAGCCAAGCGCCUGUAUUUUUCUGUGAGGGGAGCAUCGAUGUUGUCAGUAUGGUUGAUGAUUCACAUUUUGUCACCGGAUCCGAUAACGGAAAUAUACACCUGUGGUCCACGGGUAAAAAAAAGCCUAUCUUCACGGAGAGAGCUGGUCAUGGUUAUCAAGAUGCUCCCAGUGAAUCUUCAAUAUCCGGGGAAGUAGACGAAAUAGUUAGAAGAACCCAAGUGCAAGAUAAUAAGAUCGCUCACCCAUUUUGGAUCACCUCGAUUUACGCAGUACCGUACAGUAACAUAUUCAUUUCAGGUUCUUGGAAUGGUAUUUUGAAAGUUUGGAAGAUCUCAGAGAACUUAAGGGAAUUUUCGUUAUUGGGAGAGUUGCCCAACUGUAAAGGUGUGGUGAACAGGAUUCAGGUCGUUGAAUCUGGUAAACCCGGUAAAGAGACUUUCAGGGUCUUGGCAAGCGUGAGUAAAGAGCACAGAUUAGGAAGAUGGAUAAAUCAUACUCCUGGAGGAAGAAACGGUAUUUAUUCGGCUGUGAUUGAGCAAACCACUUUUUGA